AAUGAAACUACUUCCGAGGCAGGGAACCACUUCCGGGUUGGGAAUGGUUCUGAUCAGUUUGUAAACAUCUUGUGAUGGACUCGCCACUUAAUUUGGCUCACCAGCAGGGUCGGCGAGCAGAUGCCCUUGUGCGGAGUGGGAAGUUUGAUGAUGCAGUUGACUGUCACAAGAGAGCAGCAGAGUACCUUCUUGAGGCGAUGCAGCUGACGAGCUCGGAACAUGCUCUAGAGUCACUUCGAUUGCAGCAUAAACACCAUCUGCAUCAACAAGAGCUCAUCCUUGAAAAACGCAUAAGAAUUGAACGUGCUCAUAAUGCUCAAAAAAGCUCUGAGAACAGGACCAAUCAGAGCUGUCAAACAGAUGACCUUGACACAAUUGAUGGCGACCUUGACCCAAAUCAUUUCAGCGAGGCAAGUUUGUACCAUACAAUGACUCACACAGACACCCUGUUAGCAUUCCUCAAAGACUCUCAGGAAUCCAGCUCACCAAAGACAUCAGCUCCACGAGUGACCUUCAAUAAAUGCCCAAGGGAUGAAACUGCUGUCAUUGAGGAGCUCCAGGCCCACAAUGAGCAUCUCCAGAAGCAUGUGAAACGCCUACUAAGAGACUUGGACACUGUCAGGAGGGAAAAUGAACAACUGCAGACACAACUCAGGGAGAGGGAAACAUUAAAACAUGUCAUGUCGGAGCCAGUGUUCAGCCCGGAUCAUUUCACUCCAUUUGACCUUCCCCCUCUUGAAAUGCCGACCUUGAGCUUGGAUAUGCUUCAAGAGGGAUUGCAGUCAGAUGAUGCACUGAUUGAGAAAUAGACUCUUUUAAGAAAAGGCAGCAGUAAUAUAUUUUUAGAUAACUUCUUUUUCGUCUUGAGUGUGAUCAAGUUGAUGGUUUUCAAAAUAAAAUUGUUUGAGAUGU
Molecule: messenger RNA, 912 nt
Organism: Haliotis rufescens (red abalone)
Lineage: Eukaryota; Metazoa; Mollusca; Gastropoda; Lepetellida; Haliotidae
Product: nuclear receptor-binding factor 2-like
Exons: 3
Coding region: 75-809 (244 amino acids)
Biological process (GO): autophagy
Source: RefSeq, a predicted model, not a curated record